AGCCGAUUGACAAGUUGGGGUACGCAGCCAAGGCCAAUCACUGCGAAAGUGAAGACAAGUGCAACUUCACAGCUCCACAGUCUCUGCACAGGCCCUCAGCGUCUCGUUCAGUUACCGAUGGGUCUCCGGCGCCACCCACGUCCCCGCGGACGUUGACCGCGCGCUCCUGAACGUCAUCGUCGCCGUCCUCCGAUCAACAGUCUGACAGACACUGCGGUCUGAAUCCAGAAAUCCUGCCACGCUGAUAGCUCCGCGCGUCGUUGAAAUACCUCCUGCACUCCGGACGGCACCAUGCCGACCCCGGCGCCUGUCGACCAUGAGAAAAGUAAACGCCAGAAAGGAAAAUCGGACGAUCCUGCUGCCGCUCAGUCGCUGUCAUAUCGCCAGUCCCUCCGCAACGUCUCGUCGUGUACGCGCUGUCGCCAGCGCAAAACCCGAUGUGACCAGCAGCUACCACAGUGCGGCACCUGCGAGAAGGCCGGUGCGCGAUGCGUCGGUUAUGAUCCUCUGAUGAAGCGCGAGGUCCCUCGUAGCUAUUUGUAUUAUUUGGAAGACCGCGUCGAGUACUUCCAGAGCCUCCUCGCUGAACAUGGCGUGUCGUUUGAGCCGGGCUCGUCGACGAUGGAGCGCAGCCACCAGGAUAUGUCCGAGGAGCCAGAGACAAAGCAUCCACACAAGCGCAGAGUCAGUGUCGCCUCUAAUUCGACUCUACGCAGUGCGCCGUCUGCUAGCAGGUCGCCGAGGGAUCCAACCGAUGCGACAUCGCAGUUAGAUAUCGAUGUCGCCGACAAACACGACCCCGGAUGCUGCACUGCCCACGAGUUACUCUUCGCCCUGCAACCCUCGAAACCGCUGUCUCAGUCGUUUGAAUUGCCCGACCGAGACCUCGCUACCAAGUUGAUCACCUUCUAUUUCGAACAAGGAUACCCGCAAGUUCCUGCGCUGCACAAGGGCGAGCUGGCACAGGUGCUGAACGAGGCAUACGCUGGGUCGGAGAACCCCCACCCAUACAGCCUUUUCCUCCUGUACAUUGUGUUCGCGAUCGGUGCCUGCAUCAUGCGCGACAGUGACGUUAACCAUGGACACGAUAAAACGACGGUCGGGAAGAGAAAGCGCGACACGCAGACCAAGGUGCAUCCAGCGCAUGAGUACUACUCUGCUGCCAUUACUCACCUGCAUCUAGAAUUCAAUACGUGCGAUGAUGCAUCCAGAAAGCUUGAAGGCAUUGAAGCUGCUGUACUUGUUGCCCAUCUAUCUCUCUUCUAUCCUGUGCGUCCUGGACCUGCCUACCUGGUGGGACUGGCGCUGCGUGCUGCUGUGGACGUAAAGCUGUAUGAUGCAGAUGGUCUUAAUUUAAUCAGCGGUUCAUGUGAAACAACUAUCUCGAACUUAGACGGACACAAGCAAGAUCAGAUCACCGAGCAACGUCGACGUCUCUGGUGGAGUGCGUACAGUCUGGACCGUCUUGUCUCGCCCUACACCGGACGCCCUUUCGCCAUCCCAGACCACCUCACCACCACUGCAUUCCCAUCAAUACCGGAAGAGAUGGAUGUAGUAUGCCAUGGAAUCUCGCCGUCGAACAAACUCAUGAACUUUUUAACAACCCACCUUCUCCAACUGCGACAACUCCAGUCCGAAAUCCACGAAGUCCUUCAAUACCACCACGCCCAAUCAACACGAAUCAACACCAACACAUCAACUGCUUCCAUACUCACCUCACCACUGGACUACUUUGAAUCAUUUGUCUCUUGGAAAAGGGACAUUAACCGGCGCCUCGACGAGUGGAAAGCCUGCAUACCCUCCCGCGAAGAAACCGGCACAUGGGUCCCAAUCGUCCGGCUAGAGCUUGACUACUGGAAGACCAUCAAUCUGCUAUACAGACACGAGGCCAAGGUACCAUCCGAGCUGGCUCGCCUACUCCCAGCAUCGCAAGUAAGCGCUACAUAUCUGGCUGCAGCAGAAGGACCAACAGACGACUUUACCCAUUUCAAGAUCGUCGAGGCCAGUCGCAAGGUCCUGCAGAGCUAUCGGCUCGUACACCAUUUGGAGUCAGGGAACUGUACAUUCCUGGCUACGCAUAACAUAUAUCUUGCUGGGAGUCUAUUCCUCUUCGCCAUCUGGAACUCGCCGAUGAUCCGCAGUAUUCUGACACUCGAUGAAAUCGACACUACUAUUCUCACAGGCACUGCUGUCCUAUCCAGCAUGGCAGAUAUACACCCCCAGGCCAGAGAAUGUCAGGAUUCGCUAGAGGGUAUGCGCGUAGCAACGAUGCAGAUGUGUCUAUCAAAGCCCAGCGCGACCAACCCGACCAGCAUUACUCAAGCCGAAGCACCAAAUGCAGAAUACCAGGUGCAGCUACAGACAGAAGAUAGCAUACCACCGGAUCUGGCAAACACCUUGACGAAUCUUUUCCCUGGGUCAGAUGGCAAUAUUAACAACGUACCCCCGACCAUGGAGAAUCAGGCGAGGUAUUUUGGGAAUAUGGGACAGUCGCAAGGGGAUAAGGAGGACUCCUUAUUCAGUUUGGACUUUCUUGAUAUUGAACUCUUUCCUGGGCGACUUUGCAAUGAUCCUGGUUCUAUUCUAGGACGAUAGAGAGACGUCGGAUAAAGUAACACGGUGCCACUAAUACACCGUCUUCCCUU
Molecule: messenger RNA, 2645 nt
Organism: Aspergillus versicolor CBS 583.65
Lineage: Eukaryota; Fungi; Ascomycota; Eurotiomycetes; Eurotiales; Aspergillaceae
Product: Zn(II)2Cys6 transcription factor
Exons: 3
Coding region: 292-2595 (767 amino acids)
Biological process (GO): DNA-templated transcription; positive regulation of transcription by RNA polymerase II
Molecular function (GO): sequence-specific DNA binding; DNA-binding transcription factor activity, RNA polymerase II-specific; zinc ion binding
Source: RefSeq, a predicted model, not a curated record